GCACAGCUGUUGUCUUUGUGCUUCUCUGAAAACACGUUUUCACUUCCUGUCUGUGACACAAUGCCCUCUUUAUGAAACAUUUACUGUAUCAAAUGUGAGUCAGUAGCAGCAGAAGACGCGAGCAGCUGAACGUUGACCUCUUUUCCUCGUGUUUCACAACAGUGGUGCUGUCAGGACGACGGCUCUCCUGGAUGUUUCCUGACUUCCUCCGGGCUGAAAUUAGGAACCAGGGAGCGCACUGAUCUCUACAGAGUGGAAAUAGUGUCUGCUGUUUCAGAAAUGAAGAGAGUCGUGUCCUUUCUGAUCAGUGUCUACCUCUCGGUGCCCGUCGUUCUCUACCUGUUCCCCUGGAUACUCGGUCAUAUCAUAUUUGCUCACCUGGCGAGGUUUCCAUUCUUCGUGGAUCUCAGCCGACCUGAGGACGUCCUGAACCACACCAGUAACUUCUACCUGGACACUGAGGAGGGCGUCUCAGUGGGAGUGUGGCACACUCUCCCGGCCAGCCAAUGGGAGAAGGCCGCCGGGAGAAGCCCUGAGUGGUACCGGGAGGCCCUGGGAGACGGCAGCCCUGUUAUUGUCUUUCUCCAUGGCAACGUAGGGACCAGGGCGUUAAAACACAGAGUGGAGCUGGUGAAGGUCUUGAGUUCUACAGGUUACCACGUCUUAUCUUUAGACUACAGAGGUUUUGGAGAUUCCAGUGGGGAGCCCAGUGAAGCAGGGCUGACCAGAGACGCCCUCUAUCUGUACAAAUGGGCAAAGAAACACAGCGGAGGGAGUUUGGUCUGUCUGUGGGGACACUCACUCGGCACUGGAGUGGCAACGAAUGCAGCAGUGAAAUUACAAGAGCAAGGUUCUGCAGUCGAAGCUAUAAUCCUUCAGGCUCCGUACACAAGAAUAGGAGAAGUUGUAACCAACCAUCGGAUCACGAAGCUGUACCUGUUCCUUCCAGGAUUUGAGAGUUUGGUUUGGUACCUAAUGGAGAAGAACAACAUAGAGUUUGAUAACGCUAAAAAUUUGCAGACACUGACCAGCCCACUUCUUAUUCUGCAUGCAAAGGAUGACAAACUUGUUCCGCAUCACAUGGGUCUGAAGCUGCACCAGAUCUCCCUCCAGGCUCGGGAGAAACUCAACACAGAUGCUCCCGUUGAAAUGAUCUCUUACGAUGCAAAUCUUGGAAUCUCCCACAGCAAGGUCUACUUGGAUCCCAAUUUGUCAGAUGUGGUUAGGAAGUUUCUAGAAAACUUGAGGCAGUAAAGCGGCAUUCCUUCCUCUGGAUUCCUUUUGUCAGCUGUCAUUGCAUAUUUUGUGAAAUAAUGGCCAAAUUCCAGUUCAAACUGUUUAUUUUUUACCAUAAAAAUGCACAUAUGUACUCUGAAACUUCCAGUUUUGCGAAUAAAUACUAGAAAUACUAUCAAGUAUAGUCAGGUUUGUGUUUUAGUAAUGCCACAUAAAAUCGCAGGAAUGUAAUAUGAAAAAUUCACUUCCCAAUUUGUCAGAUGUGGUUAGGUGGGUUAAAACUGUUAAUAAUCAAGUUUUAGAAUCAGUUUUAUUGAAAAACUGACAUCUGCCGUUUGUCUAAAAGUAAAUCAGGGUUUUUCCUGCAUAGACAUGCUUUCGGUGCCAUUAAGACACGUUCCCCAGCACCAAAAUCAUAAUUAUUGUGAAAAAAAAUUAUAUUUGGGGGGUUUGAUUGGGGCAUAAUAGAUGAUUUCUGUCAAACAAAGGUAACAGAUUCAUUGCCUCUCACUCUACGCAGACGAUCAGGUUUACUACACACCGAAAUAAUCUUUACUUCAUCAGUGUUGAAUCUGUUUUGUUUUUGCAGAAAGUUUCUGGAAAACUGAAUUUUACCACAAAAAGGCACAUAUGUCGUCUGAAACUUGAAAUAAAAGCACUUCACAUUGUA
This is a messenger RNA of Acanthochromis polyacanthus (spiny chromis), 1906 nucleotides long. RefSeq names its product lysophosphatidylserine lipase ABHD12. The transcript has 12 exons. Gene Ontology annotation, cellular component: endoplasmic reticulum membrane. Gene Ontology annotation, molecular function: monoacylglycerol lipase activity; phosphatidylcholine lysophospholipase A1 activity. The record is from RefSeq and is a predicted model, not a curated record. Gene Ontology annotation, biological process: monoacylglycerol catabolic process; phosphatidylserine catabolic process. The coding region runs from base 280 to 1254 and encodes 324 amino acids. Lineage: Eukaryota; Metazoa; Chordata; Actinopteri; Pomacentridae.